AUGGAAACAUCAUCACAAACUCUGCCUGAUCAGCAGCAGCCAGCAGGACAAAGCUUGAGCAGUAAUUAUCCGCAAGCCGUGCCAUUAUCUUCUUCUUCUUCUUCUUCUUCUUCUACAUCUGGUUCUGGUUCCAUUGGGCCAUUCUUUGCAGUGAUCUCUGUCCUAACGGUGCUUGCGUUUCUGUCGUGCGUUUUGGGGCGGAAGUUGAGUCGUGAUCAGACGGUACUGAGGCCAUUGGAGAGCAUCAACCAUGGCCAUAGGAUUAGCUGUGCAGGGUGGUUGAAGCGCAAGUGCAGGCAGCUGCAGUGCAUGGUUUCUCAUCAUGAUCUGGAAGUUGGACCAAAUCUAAAGGUGAUUGUGGAUCCUAAGGUUAAACAAGGUGAAGAGGUUCCUCCACCACAUCCACCACCACAGCCUUGA
Molecule: messenger RNA, 420 nt
Organism: Prunus armeniaca (apricot)
Lineage: Eukaryota; Viridiplantae; Streptophyta; Magnoliopsida; Rosales; Rosaceae
Source: the annotation of a GenBank genome assembly